This is a messenger RNA of Pyricularia grisea, 330 nucleotides long. RefSeq lists its product as uncharacterized. The transcript is spliced from 2 exons. Bases 1 to 330 code for a protein of 109 amino acids. Lineage: Eukaryota; Fungi; Ascomycota; Sordariomycetes; Magnaporthales; Pyriculariaceae. The record is from RefSeq and is a predicted model, not a curated record.
AUGCGUAUGCAUCUCAUUUUCUCCUGUCUUGCUGGACUGGUUGCCGUGAGAGCGGCCAAAAUUUCCCCGCGGGAUGAUUCAAACUUCGUCGCAACUACGGGAGGCAUAUGUUGCAGCCAAGGCACAACGGACCCAAACAACCUUUGCAAGAAUUUUAACCUGGACGCAUUCUGCUGCUCUAGUUAUCCCAACAAUGUGGAUAGCGGAUGUGAUAAUCUUAACGAUUUCAAUAUAGGACGCGAAGUGCUCCUAACCUUGAGUGAGACGAUUUACAAAUGCUUUUCAGGGGACAGCACUGGAUUUGUUGGAUGUGCUAAUAGCACAGCCUGA